CUCUCACAUCUUUCUAGCAGAGUGACAGAGAGAGAGGUAGAGGGAAAGAGAGAGAGUAAGAGGUGUACAGACAGACGGAGAGUGAAAGUAGGGCAGCGGAAGGAAGAACAGAGAGAGAGACUACUUCUUGCUAUUCCACGAUUGCUGAGAGAGAUUUGACCAUGAAGCUCUUCUGCCUCUUGUUCCUGCUGGGUGUGUCUACAGUUCAGGCAGCUCAUCAGGACACCUCCAGGGUCUACCCCACCGUAACCUCGCAACUCCAGCCCCAGACGCAGCCUCCAGCCGAGGCCAAGUCCCGCUUUGCCAUGCUGGACGAUGUCCGUCUCCUUGCCAACGGCUUGCUCCAACUGGGUCAGAGCCUCAGGGAGUUUGUCCACAAGACCAAGGCCCAGAUCAACGACAUCUUUCAAAAACUCAACAUCUUUGACCGCUCUUUCUACCAGCUCUCUGUGGUCACCUCUGAGAUAAAGGAGGAAGAGGAGGAGCUGAAGAAGACCACCACAUUCCUCAAGGCCAACAACGAGGAGAUCCGGAACCUGUCACUGGAGAUCAACUCCAAGAUCAACAGUAUCCUGCAAGAGAGGAGCCAGCUGCAGAGUAAAGUAGGCGGGCUGGAGGAGAAACUGAAGGGACUGUCGGAGAGUAUGAUACCCGCAGAGCAGCUCAACGAGAUCAAGUCACUCAAGGAUGUGAUUGAGACUCAGGAGAGGACCAUCACGGACCUGCUGAAAGCUGUGAGGGAGCAGCACGAUCAGCUCAACCACCAAAAGACUAAGAUCAAGACUCUGGAGGAAAAGAUCAGCAUUGACAAUUUCCAGGACACGACUGACAAAGCAGCUGAUUCCAACUCGGAGACGCCAGACAUGUUCGAAUACCUGACAGGCAACUCCACUGGUCCGGACGCAGACCUAUCCAUGGACUGCAGUGAUCUGUUCAACAGAGGCGAGAGAAACAGCGGGGUGUACUCUGUCAAGCCAAACCAGUCUGAGCCUUUCAACGUGUACUGUGAACUGACCUCAGAAGGAGGAUCAACAGUCAUCCAGAGUAGGGAGGACGGGUCUGUGGAUUUUGACCAGGCAUGGGAGAAAUACGAGAACGGAUUUGGGGAUCUGGAAGGAGAGUUCUGGCUGGGCCUGAGGAAGAUCCACAGCCUUGCUGGUCAGGGUGAAUCUAUCCUGCGUAUUGAGCUGGAGGACUGGAAGGAGGAGAGGAGGUCUGUAGAGUACCAGUUCACCCUGGAGGGACCCCAGGCCCACUACACCCUCCACCUCACCCACCUGUCUGGUGAUCUGCCCGACGCCAUGGGCAACCACAGUGGCAUGAGGUUCUCAACCAAGGACAGAGACAACGACAACCACCAGGACUCCAACUGCGCCAAAAACUACACAGGUGGCUGGUGGUUCAAUGCCUGUGGUGACACCAACCUGAACGGCAGGUACAUGUGGCUGAGGUCAAAGGGUCGUUCCAUGAGGAGGAAAGGAAUCCAGUGGAAACCUAUGGGGACCUCAUACUCUCUCAAGACCACCAAGAUCUCCAUACGACCCGCCUCACCCGCCCCCCUCACCUCAAGCCCCCCAUAACCUCGUCCCCACCUACAUUACACCUCGUUGGUAUGGCAACAACAAAUACACCCCCUCUCGCCGUAACCUUCCACUUACCCACCCUCACAUUACACAUUGUUGGCAUGGUAGCAAAAGAUAGAGCAGUUGUUGACAGUAGAAAAAAUGUCAGCCGCCAAUAACAGCCAGCCAACAAAUUUGUAUGACAGAGAAAAUAAGCUGACUCGUCAGAAUGAUGCAAUUAGCAGUCAGCCGGUCAAUGACCUCACAACUUGUUUCCAGAAACACAUAGAGUUGGGUAACAACUGGGAGGGGUAAUCAGUUUUAUAAGAGCCAAGUUUUGGUUUGGAUGGAAUGUCAGAUGAUUCAACAUUGUCUGUCCUGGUCUGCAACACAUCCCAGCACUGAGAAGUUAGGCUACCUUCAAUGGGUGAUUUUUUUUUACUUCUCAAUUAAGCAAUUUAUGUAACCGACAGAACACUCUGCUUUAGAUAAGUUACUACUCAUUAUGUUAAAUGAAUGAACUACAUGUGACAAAGGCAUAAUCCUCAGGCAUGUCCUUAUCCACUGAUUUAUCACUCUAUAUUGUGUUUCUGCACAUUUGGUGGCUGUUGCUGAAUGUACCAAAUAUUCACACGUAAGUAGAAUAGAAUAUCAACAUGAUGCAUAGAUCUUCAAAUGUAUAUGAGCUUAGUGUUUUCACCAUCUUUUUAAAAACUUUAUACUGUAUUUAAAACCAUUUUGAUGUUCUAUUAAAUGUGCUGCCAGGUUAGUUAACGUCAGGUCAUUUACAUUGGUCAUAUUGACUCUUGUCUCCUGCCAACUCUUAUCUUUCUGCUGCAUUUAAAACGGCUGCUACUUACUGUACAUAUUUUAUGUUUCUUACUAAUUAUUGCUGAGCGAUUAAAUUAAAUUGAGUUUUUCCCCCCCAUUAUUAAACUAAUUGACCGACGUUGGUUCAAUUACUUGAAUUCCAUUUCGUUUUUGUCAGUUCAACGCGCCGUUCCUCUAGAGAAAUAAUAACAAGCAAGAGAGAAAUCAGAUCAAGAAUGAACUGAAAUGCUAAACAUAGUUUUUCAAUCGAAUAAUAUUUAACCUAGUUCAGCGCAGUGGUAAUUAACUACAAUGCCCAUAAUCCAUUGCGCCUGUACUGCCUUCCAUAUGUUACUCCCGGCCAUAUGCAUGAGAGAGUUAUGUACACAAAACAGACAAAAGGGAUAGAGACAGUUUGAGAGGUAGCUCUGCCCGAUUGACAGUUGUAGUAUUUGGUAAUUAGCAGUCUUGAAAGUGAUUUUUUCAUAGAGCAUAGGCAGCUAGCUACUAGCUUAGCUAAAUAGGAUAACUCGUUGGAGAGAACGUCAGAUGGUUGUCUGGCUGGCUGCUACUGCCUGAGCAGAGAUGAGAUGACUAACAAAUUAAAUAGAAUAAAAAGUAAUAAGACUGUUAGAAUGUUUUGGCAAUUGGAUGUUCUCAAUAUUUGGCUUUGGAUUAUUUAUUAAAAAGCUCUAAAAUCAUUUUAAGGUAAUCAUUUAAUGUAAAAAUGUUUUUUUGAACCAAAAUCGAAAUCCUCCAAAAAAAACACUAAUUGCUCAGCACGAUUACUUCCACCUUAUCAGAGAGACUCUGGUAAACUACUGUAUAUUUAUAAUGACAAAUAAAACCAUCAUACUCAAAACAAAUAUACUGCUGUCCUUUGUAUUCUUUGCCAAGGAAAAACCAACAAACUGAGCUAAUGAUCUAAUGCCACCGAAUCAGGUUUAGGCAACGCUUCACCAACCACAGGUCAUCACACCCCUGGCCUAGAAACGCAACAGUUGAGUCUGAUCAGCCCGCAAUGCUGACAACAAUCCUGAAACAUUAUUUGCAUUAACCAUCUUAUGCAAGUGAGAGGCCAAUAUACAGUACACUAAACCUACAGUGAGUAAAUGGCAUUUGCUACUGUACCAAGAUGUACUGUACCGCUUAUCCAAUCGACAUGUAAAUGUACAGCGGGUAAAUAAACUUCAGAGCUCACAGCAUUUUCUACCAUAGAAUUAGAAUACUAGAAUGGACAUGAACCUUCCUAUGAAGGUAUAAAUGGUAAGCAAUGUUGGUGAGUUGGUCAACCAUGCCAGUGCUGUGAUAAGAUAGUGUAAGACAAUUCAUUUGAAGAUGACCUGCACUGUGCGUAUGUUAGCUAGCUAAACAGACAGGUUUAGUGGAAUGAUUGCAGUAGUUCUUCAAAUUAAACUGCCAACACGACAACAUUCCAUACAAACAAUGCAGUCAAUCCACAGCCAAACAGUGGCUGAAAUUAGUUGAUGAUAUGACUUAGACAAGUUGGAAAUGCAAGUACUGGUAUUGUACUAUCACUCAUAGCUUUCCAAGAAAACAAAAAUGGAGACAUGGUCCGUUGACAUAUUUCCCCAUCUCAGGAGGUAACUAUAGCAGGUGCCUAUUUAAAGUAACAGGGUUGACGAUUUAAAUCGACGACUUAAUCUUAUAUCAGUCAUAAAUCCCUGUGUGACAGGGGUCAUGGAAGCUUGUCGUGUGCAACAGGGAGUGGCAAUUGAAUGCAAGCGUCACAAAAAGUCACUGCUAAAACAUUUAUAACCCGUCUAUCUUUGAGUAAGAGGGAUGGCGUGUAAUGCUCGACCGGCUCAGUUUUCAACCACAAAACCCCAGAAAAUUGCCAAAAAGGGUAGAACCUAAAUGAAUCACUAAUCACAUUAAAUAAAUUGUUUUCGCCUUUGCGUCGUCUCACUGAAAUUUUGUUACUCUUUCAAAUGACUGUUUGACUUGUUGACUGCUCGAUCCACACAGCAGACAUUGUGGGCUAGUUUAGGAAUGCUGUGUUACACGUAUAGCGCACAAUUUUAUGUGGCGUCAUUACGUCAUGUACCUUCGUUAUAUAGAUAUGCACGUCAGCUUCGACAUCGGUUUUGCACAUCGGGCAUUAAACUAUGUUGCCAUUUUUAGCUAAUAUCGGCCAUUUCCGAUAUGUUCACCUAUAUAUCGUGCAUCCCUAAUGACAGGAUUUCUGAUAUAUCCCAUUUUACUUUUAUUUUCCUGCAUACGUAAAAGCAGGAAAUGCAGCCUCUACUGCCAUUAUUCCAAUUAGAAUCGUUUGGAUUUCUCCCUGACCAAAAUGUCUGCCAUUACCAAACCAUUCUGGAACUUUGAGAGUUAAUGAUAUAUCCCUCCUAGUAAUGUAAUAGUUUGUAACACAUCAAUCUCCUUAACCAGGAAGUAUGCAGAGCAACUAAAGCAGAGUUACUAAAGCUGGCAGGAGCUCAAUCUAGGAAGGCCCUGCCUGCUAUCAGGAGACAAACAAGGCCUCAGGGCAGCUGAAGUGGCCAUGUCAACACAACCUGUGAUAAGGGUCCUCUCGCUCUUUCUUUCUCUCUCUCUCUCUCUCAUUCCCUCCAUGCCACCACAGUGUCUGAUAAGAGCCCUCUCUCCCUCCCUUCAUCUCCCUCUUUCUCUCUCGCCAUGUCAACACAGCGUCUGAUAAAAGUCCUCUCUCCCUCACUCUCUGACCUUGACUAAAAUAGCAGCAGGGCUCAGAAGGUCACUCAACACAAGGCUGUGUGCAGUUAGUCAGUCGAUCUGGCAGUCACACGGGACAUGGGGUGCUGUUACAGAUUGUUACAUGUUGAACCUGGUGCGCCAUGGCUAGAAGGAAAGCUUAAUAUCAACAGGAAGGCCUGUAGGUUGUGUGUUGUGCUGCUCUGUUACAGUAGUGUUACCCCCAUGGCUCAGAUGAAAGCGAGACACAGAGUGGAAGGGAGAAAGACCGUUUGGUUCGUCUGUGUGCUCCAGGCUCCAGUGUGUUUGAUCAGAACAGUUAGAUGGAAAUACACAGUCUCAAAAACAGGAAGGACUUCUUGUGUGUUACAUUCCCCUUGACGACUAGGAAUGACAUCAACGUGUCAGGAAUGCCCUGUUGAUGGUAUUAGAUUGUAAGUCUAAGGAUGGUAUUGGAUUACAAAUUCAAGCCCUCUAGCACAAACUUCCGCUGUACCUUACUUCAUUGUUAAACUACAGACUUACCAGACCCGAUCACAGGGAUGGCAAACUCUAUAAGUCCCGUUGAACUGUUGAGGAAAGUGAUUGCUUUUCAUUAAUUGCUUGUAAGUAAGUACUGUAUGUUUUUAUUGCAUUGCAUUUGUAAAAUGCUGUAUUUGUAUGCAGGGCUCUCUUGAAAAAGAGGCCUUGGUCUCAAUGGGAUUUCCCUGCUAAAAUAAAGGUUAAAUAAAUAUC
Messenger RNA from Salvelinus fontinalis (brook trout), 5801 nucleotides. Its product is annotated as angiopoietin-related protein 3-like. The coding region runs from base 162 to 1580 and encodes 472 amino acids. The transcript has 6 exons. The record is from RefSeq and is a predicted model, not a curated record. NCBI's taxonomy places the organism in Eukaryota, Metazoa, Chordata, Actinopteri, Salmoniformes, Salmonidae. Gene Ontology annotation, biological process: phospholipid catabolic process; cholesterol homeostasis; phospholipid homeostasis.